AUGGUUUCGCGAUCCCGCGGUGCCCACGUGUUGGUUUGGGAGCAGCCUGGUUUGGAGGACCAGCGUCCAGGGAGCAAGGCCGGUGGCCUCGGCACCCGUCACUGGGUGACGUUCAUGCUAUUCCUUGGCAUGGCAAACGCCUACAUCAUGAGAACAAACAUGUCCGUCGCCAUUGUAGCUAUGGUGAAUCACACGGCUUUACCCGUCAUCUCAGAGCCGACAGAUACUGAAUGCGGAGUUCCAAUUGGCAAUGAGACCCAUGCGUCGACACAAGAUGGUUCGUUCGUUUGGAGCUCAACGCUACAAGGUUACAUCUUAUCCUCAUUCUUCUAUGGAUAUGUUAUCACACAGAUACCCUUCGGAAUCUUGUCUAAAAGGUUCGGAGCCCGUUACUUCCUGGGUAUCGGUAUGUUGGUGAACUCAGUGUUCGGUCUCUUGGUGCCGGUCGCUGCUGAAGCUGGCUACGAAUGGCUCAUCCUGGUCCGAUUCAUUCAAGGUUUGGGCGAGGGACCGAUCGUUCCUUGCACACACGCCAUGUUGGCAAAAUGGAUUCCGCCUAACGAAAGGAGUAGGAUGGGAGCCGCCGUAUACGCCGGUGCACAAUUCGGUACGGUGAUCUCUAUGCCGCUAUCCGGUCUUCUGUCAGCAUACGGUUUCUCUGGCGGUUGGCCAUCCAUCUUCUACGUGUUCGGUCUAAUCGGUACUGUCUGGUGCCUUGCUUUCUUGUUCUUCGUCUCCGAAGACCCGGAACAGUGCCCCACCAUUAAGGAGGCUGAGAAGAAGUACAUCUUGAGCUCGCUAUGGGGUGCCGCUGGAUCCAGCUCACCACCAAUUCCUUGGAGCAAGAUUCUGCUAUCAACACCCUUCUGGGCUAUCAUGUUGGCACACAUGGGACAGAACUACGGUUACGAGACCCUCAUGACAGAGCUGCCAACCUUCAUGAGACAAGUGCUGCACUUCUCUAUCAAGGAUAACGGCUUCGUAUCUGCCCUGCCCUACCUGUGCAUGUGGCUGUUCUCCAUGUUCAUCUCAGUGGUCGCCGACUGGAUGUUGUCCAGUGGACGGUUCAACCACACGCAAGUCAGGAAAGUCAUCAACAGUAUUGGUCAAUAUGGUCCGGCCGCUGGUCUGUUCAUCGCCGCCAACACUGGUUGCAAUCCUGCUGCCACCGUCGCCAUCUUGGCUGUCGGUGUCGGUCUCAACGGUGGUAUCUACUCCGGUUUCAAGGUCAACCACUUGGACAUCUCACCGCGUUUCGCCGGUGUCCUGAUGGCGUUCACCAACUGCUUGGCCAACUUGACUGGUCUGCUUGCACCUAUCGUCGCUGGAUACAUCAUUGAGGGCAGGCCCACUCAAGCGCAAUGGAAGAAAGUAUUCUACAUCGCUGGCGGUGUGUACAUCUUCUGCGCCACAUUCUACAACGUGUUCGCUUCAGGCAGAAGACAAGACUGGGACAACCCUGCUGAUGACGAGGCUAAUGCCAAGAAAGCAGCCGAUAAGAAAGCCAUCAAACAAGAGAAGAAAGCCGCCAAGAAUCAGAGUGAAGCGGAAACAGCGCAAUAG
Spodoptera littoralis (African cotton leafworm) is the source of this 1563-nucleotide messenger RNA. The record is from the annotation of a GenBank genome assembly. NCBI's taxonomy places the organism in Eukaryota, Metazoa, Arthropoda, Insecta, Lepidoptera, Noctuidae.